This is a messenger RNA of Siniperca chuatsi (mandarin fish), 1003 nucleotides long. Its product is annotated as thy-1 membrane glycoprotein-like. The transcript is spliced from 4 exons. NCBI's taxonomy places the organism in Eukaryota, Metazoa, Chordata, Actinopteri, Centrarchiformes, Sinipercidae. The record is from RefSeq and is a predicted model, not a curated record. The coding region runs from base 178 to 639 and encodes 153 amino acids.
ACUCUCUCUCCACCUCUCUGUAUCACUCCUUCCUUGACUCAGACGUGUGAUGCUCUGCAGUGCUGCACACUGAGGCAGCUACCACCAGCUGUUUAUUCCCCAGCAAGACCAAGGCAGGCAGGCAGGAGCUGCAACAUCAUCCAGCCCUGACAGGAGUUGGAUGGGUGCUUUUCCAUCAUGCUCAAGUCUCUGUUUGUGUAUGGAGUGCUGGGAGUGUUGCUGAUCCCAGCAAAGUGUGAUCUGAUCUCCGUGUGUCUUGAAGAGGACAACGACCUGAGAGUAGACUGUCGGGUCGAGCCCAAGCCCAACCAGAUUAACAGCUAUGAGUUCUCUUUGGCCACUGGAAGCAAAGAGUCCCUCAUAAACACCAAUGUGUCUGGUUCAUCAGCAGAGGGCCGGUUCAGAGGUAUAAGCAAGGUGGAGGAGCUAGAGCCACACGGCUACAGAUUGACCCUGUCCGACUUCACAGAAACACUCACACAGAACACCACCUACAUGUGCAAAAUAUCCGGGUCGGUUGCCAGAGUCAGUGUGGAGAAAGAGCAACUUGUCCAGUGUUCAGCUGUGAGCGUGUUUCUGAAGAGCUCCUGCUCCUGGAUCGUUUGUCUGCUGCUCUUCUUCUAUCAAACACAUAGCUAAAACAAAACAAAACAUGCAUGCUUGUCACACAUCUAACCAUGCACACGCAUCUGUCCGCAUCUGCAAACAUCCCCACAUUAACACCCACAUGUUGAUAAGAUGUUGUCAAUAGCUUGUCUCUCCUUCUCUUGUUUUCCUCCCAAGAGCACUGAAAUAGUAUUAAAAUGUUUUCAUAACUCCUUUUGAUGAGAAAGAAUGAAGAUGACUCAAAGAUGAUUCAACGAAAAUGUUUGUAGAUGUGCUUUUUGCUGUAGAGGCACACACAGCUGCAUGUAUAUGAAUGUACACUGAGUAACUUGCCUUGUAAAUAUUACUUUGGAAGCUGCAGCAUUUGUUUUCAAUAAAGGGAUGCUAUUUAAAGUCA